Molecule: messenger RNA, 5575 nt
Organism: Gallus gallus (chicken)
Lineage: Eukaryota; Metazoa; Chordata; Aves; Galliformes; Phasianidae
Gene: PCYT1A
Product: phosphate cytidylyltransferase 1, choline, alpha
Exons: 9
Coding region: 923-2026 (367 amino acids)
Biological process (GO): CDP-choline pathway
Cellular component (GO): endoplasmic reticulum
Molecular function (GO): choline-phosphate cytidylyltransferase activity; phosphatidylcholine binding
Source: RefSeq, a predicted model, not a curated record
GGCGGGAGCGGCGGCGGCUGCGGGCCGGGACAGGUGCGUGCGGCCGGGCUGAGGGGGGCAGCGGGGCGGGGGGAUGCGCUCGGCCGACGCAGGCAGGGCUUGGGGUCGGGGGGUGUCCCUUGGGCGGUGGGCUGGGACGGCACCGGCUGUGAUCGUUCCGAAACGCCGUGGAAGAGCCGCGUGGCGUAACUUGUAGCUGAGGAUCCGCUUAGAGUGAUGCGUGACCGCACCUGCGGGCUGUGCUGCGGCACCCGGGGUCGGAACCAAACGGGGCGGAACGGCCGCCCGUCCGUCCGUGUGCCUCGCGGUCCCCGACUGCUCUCCGGUGCUCUGCGCGACCCCCAGCAGCCGUUGUCCUGUGCCAGCCGCCCAGCCCCGGGCUUACGGCGCUCCCACAGGGCUGUGAGCUCGUACAGAGAUCCUGGCGGCAUCCUUCUGCUGCCUGCAGGGCCGGGCCCUGCCUGGGUACGGCGUGGGACAGCCUGCAUAGCACAGCUCCGACUCCGGGUACUGCUGUGUCAGUCUGCGGCCGAGCUGGGAUCGCUCUCACACCUUCACGUGGCUGUUAAUGUAUUGCAAGAGAGCUUUGUGGGCUUAACCGGAGGAGCCGCCUGCGUUUUAAGUGCCGGAUCCCUACGCUUUAUAUGGACCCGAGGGGUUCCACACGCAGGCAGAGCAGCCGAGCUGGGGACAGUGACACGUGUCCCUGGUCUUGUGCCCUCAGCGUGGGGAGCUGGGCAGGGCUGUUUAAACACAGGCUGGGGAGAGAUCCUGAUCUCUCCCAGUAAUUACGUAUGGGUUAACCCUCAUCUUGUAAACGGGCUUUCAUCGGUUUCCAGGGGCGUCCGCGACGAGUCUGGUGGUGUUAACCUCUUCUCAGCCUUUCUGCUUACAACAGUUUCUUCUGGACGUGCUUGGCAAGAUGGAGCCGCCGACCUCCUCCAGGCUGAAUUCCCGAAAGAGAAGAAAAGAUGGAUCUGGCCCCAACGGGGCGACAGAGCUGGAUGGAAUCCCUGCAAAAAUGUCCCGGCGCUCAUUCGGACUGAGGGAGCCAGCUCCGUUUUCAGAUGAAGUGGAAAUCGAUUACAGCAAACCGUACAUCAGAGUGACGUAUGAAGAAGCGAUGAGAGGGACCCCUUUGGAUCGCCCUGUCAGAGUUUACGCUGAUGGAAUAUUUGACUUGUUUCACUCUGGACAUGCCCGGGCCUUGAUGCAAGCGAAGAACCUCUUCCCAAACACAUACCUCAUUGUGGGAGUCUGCAGUGAUGAGCUAACCCAUAACUUCAAGGGCUUCACGGUGAUGAAUGAGAACGAGCGGUAUGAUGCCGUGCAGCACUGUCGCUACGUAGAUGAAGUGGUGAGAAAUGCACCGUGGACGCUCACCCCUGAAUUCCUGGCAGAGCAUAGGAUCGACUUUGUGGCACACGAUGACAUCCCUUAUUCUUCUGCAGGCAGUGAUGAUGUUUAUAAGCAUAUAAAAGAAGCAGGCAUGUUUGCACCAACACAGAGGACUGAGGGGAUCUCAACAUCAGAUAUCAUCACCCGGAUCGUGCGGGACUACGAUGUUUAUGCCAGGCGGAACCUGCAGCGGGGCUACACGGCUAAAGAGCUCAACGUCAGCUUCAUAAACGAGAAGAAAUAUCACCUGCAGGAGCGUGUGGAUAAGGUGAAAAAAAGGGUGAAGGACGUAGAGGAGAAGUCAAAAGAAUUUGUCCAGAAAGUGGAAGAGAAGAGUAUUGAUCUCAUUCAGAAGUGGGAAGAGAAGUCUCGAGAGUUCAUUGGCAAUUUCCUGGAGAUGUUUGGCCCAGAAGGCGCACUGAAACACAUGCUGAAGGAGGGCAAGGGCCGGAUGCUGCAGGCCAUCAGCCCGAAGCAGAGUCCCAGCAGUAGCCCCACUCAUGACCGCUCCCCAUCUCCCUCCUUCCGCUGGCCCUUUUCAACCAAGACUCCUCCUUCCUCGCCAGCCAACCGCUCCAGGAAUGAGUCUGCAGUCACCUAUGACAUCAGUGAAGACGAAGAGGAUUAAGCUGCCAGCCAGGAUUUGCUGCGAACUGCUGAUCGCUGAAUCCUAAGUCCAGACCCACUGUGGGGGGAACUCUAAAUGAACAGGAGAGCCAUAGGAACAGGGCUGAUGGUGAGCGUAGGGCCUGGAAGGCACCCGCUGCUCUUAGCAAGGGCUGCUGCCUGGAAGCACAUUCAGACCUCCUCUCCCUUCUCCCCAAAUUCCCUUUUUAUUGUUUACGUUCUAGUGUUCUCCAGGGGAAAGAUGGAUUUUAUAUUUUAAGAAACUAGUCUUUUAAAACACAAAGAAUAGCACUGCAGCGUGGCUCUUCUUUUUGGUUUCUUUUCCCCUCUUAAACUCUCGAGGUGAGAUGGAGAGUGGUAAGACCAAUCUGUCCCUUCUUUUCUUCAGCUCUUCAGUCUUAUACCUCCCACCCCCAGGCAGUAUCCAUGCCACUGCCAAAUGAAAGACCCCUCAGUUCCUCAACCAGCAGCACCUCAAGAGCAUGCAGGAAGCAGCCUUGCAUAGAGGCUGCUGGGAAAUAGGGGGACCUCUCUGCUGCACUGGGGCUGAUAGGAAUCCAUCUGGCAGACUCUGUAGUGCUCUCGCACCUCUUAGCUGAGCUUGCCAGUGUGUCACAGCAAGGGUGUGCUGGGAUGGGGGCAGCUGGCUUAGAGUGCAUGAGCUACACCCUGGAAGAGGUCGCAGCUCCACGGCUGCACACCCUGUAAGCAUGCAGUAUUUGCAGCUCCAAAACUGCACAGAGGGCUGCAGGAGAAAGGCCUUUCCAGCCAAUCUUAACAGGACUGCUAAACCUUGACCUAAAAUAGAGCCCUCAGUUGCUGUUGGAGAGAAGAGAGUGAAUCUUUGCUUAAGGGCACUUGCUGUCUGUGCGUUUCCUAUGGUGUGAGGGAGCCCAGGUAGGAAAUGAAUGUGUACACUCCUUUGGGAAGCUCCUUGUCCCAGUCUCUGCUGUGUCAUGAGUUUUACUGUCUGUCCAAACAGCCCUUCAACACUGUGCUCUGUGCGUGCUUGUGUUUCAGUUGCUGGCUCUAGGGGCUGGAGCAGUCCUUUUCACUGGUGCUGUGAAGUUGCUGCUGUAAGGACACAACAUGACCUCAUACAGCCAACUUAAUCCAUGGGGGUGUGUGCAGCUGGACAGAUGAAGGGCACAUUUUACCCUAAUGGAGGGCCACAGUCUCACGUGACAGUUCCCUGCCUUGCACAAAUCUGUGCCCAUUUAGUCUGCUCCUCGAGGCAGGCCGGAGAGCCUCAGAGAGCACUGCAGCUUGUUCAGAUUUUAAACAUGUGAUCUGCUGAUUUGAAAUCGUGGUCCUAGUCCUGCCUGCCGUUGUUUGUGUAGUGAGCAUUGAGCUGCAUGGUCUCCAGCUCUGUGUGCUGCGUGCUCAUGCACUGAGCUGCUCCUGUGCUCUGUACUGGCAGCCAGUGCCAGAGGGAGUGGGCUGCUGCCUCCCACUUGCUUAUCCAUUCAGGUUUGCCUGUGACAUCCAAAGUCUCUGGGUGGAGCUGCUGGGCUGAGCAGCCCGUGUGCUCCUGCAGUGCUGUGAGCAGUAUUGCAGGGAGCUCUCCCAAGUGGGAUGUGAGGUUUGUGGAACAGCAGUUGCAAGGAGAUUAAUCCCAAUGCUGCCACGAGCUCUGGGCCGAGCAGUGCUGCCAGGGAUGCUCCGGGGAAGGAGCAAAAUGCUGCUCAUCAGCUCUUACCUUGCUGAUCUCCUGUCAUUGCCCAGAGGGCUUGAUGGAAACUCGUAGGAAAGAAAUCUCUUUGCUCUGUGCUUCUGUUGAGGCUAGAGCCUGUGUUGAGAGUAUUUGGGGGGAUUCCUAAUCUGCCACUCAGUCCUCCAGCAGGGAUGUGCCCAGCUCUGGGAGCAUAGCUGGCUGCUGUUGAUGUUUAAGCUGUACAGAGCGAGGAACAGUCACUUGGUACAAGCCAGUUUUUACUCACCUGGUUUAUGAGUCAUAAAGCACUUCAUUUGUAUCACCCAUGUUCUUUCUUCCCUGCCUUUCCCACCUCCCCUCCUUUGCCCUUCCCUCACUCUGGGUGUUGCAUUGCUUUCUCUAGGCAGGCCAUGCUGUGCCAGAGCCUCACUACUGUUCUAAACACAAGUUAUGCAGCAGUGUUCUGUACUUUGGGAUAACAGUGGUGUUUCGGAUGGUGGCUUGUCCCAUGGAGACCCUGCAUAUUGCUUGGUGUCUGCACAACCCGGGGUGCUUGGUAAGAAGCCAGACAUGAUUUAACACGUAGCUUGGAAUAACAGAACUGUUCCUCAUAGCCAGUAAUCCCUGCUUCCUCCUUGCACUUAAAUUAAAAUGGCCACUCGAAUUCUACGCUACUGUUCUUUUAUUUAUUGGCUUUUUAGUUUUGUUUGUUUCCUCCUGGAUUGCUGACCUCACCCCCAGUGCUGUCUUAUAAGUAUGGCAGAGCUUUGUCUUUGGACACAAGACAUGAGCUGAGUUCUCCAGCAUCUUGUCUCUCUCAGACACACGUGGUGCUGCUGCUUCGAGGCUGUUCUGCAUAUACCCUUCACCCAUCCCACCCUCUUCAAAAGAAGCAUCAGGAAGAGAACUGAGCAUGAAUUAAGAGGCAGACUGGCAAAAUAAAACAUCACUAGCGUGCAUUGAAGAACAUGCAGUCCUAUGUGGAAUUUAGUGCUCCUAAAGCUAGAGGCAUUGGCUUCUGUGAGGCAGUCCUGCCUGAGAGGGACUGUACUGGGAUUAUUGGGAUCCAGCUCUCGUAACCUGAGGUGGGUGCUGGAGCAGCAAAUAGGCUGGCAAUAGCCAGAACACAGUCUGCAUCUUCCCCUUGUGCCCUCCGAGAAGACAGACGUGCUCACGAGGACUCCCUGCUGUCAGAGUUGGGUUUCCUGCCUGCUGCGGGUAAGGAGCUGUUCAACGAGGUGACCCAGUGCCAUACUUUGCUCCUUGACCGUGUGCUGCAUGUGCUGAAACCCAUGGGCUUUCUGGGUGCUACCACUUGUGUUGGUGCCUACGAGGCUGUGUUGGUGGUGGUCACGGUCCGUUGCUAGGAGGGUGUCCAGUUGGACAAUCUUACAACUGAUCACCAAAGUAUCUGCUGGCUGAGCAGUUUCACUUUGAGCUCGACUACCCAUAAGAAGUUUGAGUCACUUCCCCCUGGGUGGGACAGAGCUUUUCCCUGAAAUGAAUGAGCUGAAUAAGUACAAACUGGGAGCUCUGCCCUUCCCACUCCUCCCUUCCCUGGUGUGUUGUGCUGGGCAGAGGCCGUGUGAUGGGGGCUUAGGAGGGAGGCCCUGGGAGAGCACUGCUGUGCAGCUCAUGGGAAGUUUUGGUGGUGCCCAGCAGCAAGCUCUGCUCUUAGCACCCAUGAUCUGCCCAUCUGUGCCCAUCUCUGACCAUAGAGCAUCAGUUGGUUGUGCUGUCCCCUCCAGCCCCAGCUGCUUCAGGCUGGCUCUUCCCGAUCAGUGUCCCCUGUGCUGGUUUGUCUGUAUGGCCCUAUGUGCACAGCUCUGUCUUAUUUGCACUGAGUUGGUUUUUUUUGGCAUUUAUCAUGAGCCAAAUAAAUGCAAAAUCAUUUUA